AUGCCAGGCAGCCAAAGCUCUGCAGUUCACGUCAAGACAGAAGUCCCAUUGGGACCUGGAGGCCCAGGAAGCCCGGCACCGUCAGCUCCCAGUCCUGCGGCGCCGUCAUCCUCGUCGACAAUACCUCCUGAGAGCGUGCCUCUGACUCCCCCUAGCCCGACCAAAGUUCAAACCGCACCUCCCACCAGUCCGUCCUCUGUCAGCCCAGCAGAGCCGCCUCCACCACCUCCGCCAUCUCAGAAACCGACUCCUCCAUCCCGUAAGCGGUUCAGACGCCUUCGGUUGCUGUUUUACCUUCUCUUCUUCAGCGCUGUGACUUACGGCGGAGCCGUUUUUUACGCCCUGGGAAAUGACAACUUCCAUGAUUUCUUUACGGAGUAUAUUCCUUUUGGUGAAGAGGCAGUGUUAUAUUUCGAGGAGCGAUCCUUUCAGAAGAGGUUUCCCCACACGAGACACAACGUGGUUAGACUUCCUCGACCCGACAGACAAGAUGAGGGCAAGGUUACCACGAUCCCAACGAAGUCCGGCAUCUCCUGGCGAGUAGCAGACGAGCAACCGUCGAGCAGUGAUGCUUCUCAAAAGGGCAAGCAUAUGAGUGCAUUGGAUGCCAACGAGCCGGCUUCCAAAAAGGACACCACUGAUGCGAAAGAUGAUCCGAAUGGCGCUACACCGAAGGAGAGAAGUGCCGCUGUUGAAUCCGUAAAGAAGGACUCCAGUGUCACGACGGAGAGCCCCGCGCCGCAUGAUAGCUCCGCGAAAGCAUCGAGUCUAACGACCGAGUCACCUGCGAAGAGUGAUUCGAGACCACCAGCUAUCUCGCCAGUCACCCAAAUUUCACCUUUGGCAGUCCCCAAUGCCGAGGAACCUGUGGUACAAGAACUCGUCAAGAUCGUUAACGACCUCAUCACCGUCGUGAACGCGGACUCGCCCGACGCCGCCAACCAGUACUCCGCCCCAAUGGCCAAGGCCAAGGAAGCCCUUGAGUCGGUCGCCAGCAAGAUUUCUUCUCUCCGCGAAGCUGAACGCAAAGCGGCGGAAGAGCAGAUUGAGCAAGCGCACAAGGAGUUCGACGAAGGCGCCAGACAACUUCUCAAACGCAUCGAGACCGCCCAAGCCGAAGACGACGCUCGGUACCGAGAAGAAUUUGAGAGCGAACGGGCUCGUCUGGCACAGAUCUACGAGGAGCGGAUGAGGACGGAGAUCCAACGCAGCAAGGAACUGGCAGAACAACGCCUCAAGAACGAGCUCGCGGAGCAAGCAAUCGAGCUGAAACACCAGUUUGUCAAGGAGAUCAAAGAGCUCGUUGAGUCAGAACGCGAAGGCCGCCUUGCCAAACUGUCCGACCUUAGCUCCAACGUCGAGAAUCUCACCGAGCUGACGGCCAACUGGAACGGAGUGAUUGACGCGAAUCUGGCGACCCAGAAACUCCAGGUCGCAGUUGACGCGGUCCGCGCGGCUCUCGACCAGUCCGCCGCAUCCGAGGCGAAGCCGAGAGCAUUCGUGCGUGAAAUGGCCGCGCUCAAACUCGUGGCCGACGGCGACCCGGUCGUCGACGCCGCCAUCGCCUCGAUCAACCCGGCAGCAUACCAGCGCGGGAUCCCCAACCAGUCCCAGCUGAUCGACCGGUUCCGGCGCGUGGCCAACGAAGUCCGCAAGGCCAGUCUGCUGCCGGAGAACGCGGGCGUCGCCUCCCACGCAGCCAGUCUGGUCCUGUCGAAAGUCCUGUUCAAGAAGCAGGGCCAUCCCACCGGUGACGACGUCGAGAGCGUGCUCACUCGCACAGAGGCCCUGUUGGAGGAAGGAGAUCUGGAUGACGCCGCGCGCGAAAUGAAUUCUCUGUCCGGCUGGGCUAAGCUGCUGAGCCGGGACUGGUUGGCCGAUGUGCGCAAAGUCCUGGAAGUCAGACAGGCGUUGGAUGUCAUCGAGACCGAGGCCAGACUGCAGUGUCUCCGUGUGGAAUAG
Molecule: messenger RNA, 1962 nt
Organism: Capronia coronata CBS 617.96
Lineage: Eukaryota; Fungi; Ascomycota; Eurotiomycetes; Chaetothyriales; Herpotrichiellaceae
Exons: 1
Coding region: 1-1962 (653 amino acids)
Biological process (GO): cristae formation
Cellular component (GO): MICOS complex
Source: RefSeq, a predicted model, not a curated record